AAAAGUUUCGAAAAUGCAUGCUUGCUUUAAACAGUUUUUAACAGCGGAAAGCACAAAUCUGCUUAAACAGCUGAGACAAUUGGAGGAACAUAAAGGACAUUUUUUCAACCUUUUUGGUUAUCCACUUGUUAACUUUUGACAUAUUCGCAAGUGGUUGUUUCACAUGGACAUUUGGAAUUUGGAACUGCAGAAUAAAGGCCCUCAAACUGAUAAAAGCAUCAUAACUCUCUUUAAUGAAAUUAGAUAUGCUUGAAGUGACAUGAUGAUGGCGAGUCCAUGCCAUAAGUGAUAAGCUGAUAUGUUUGUUUCCUAGAUGGGUGUCAAUCUUUACGGGAAAUUCUUUGCCAAAUGGAAGAAAUUAUAUGGAAAUUUCUUCAAUUUCACUCACAUGUCUGUAUCAGAUAACAUCAUACGUCUGUGCAAGGAAUUAAUUAUUAGUGGAAAUGAAAUGGGAAAGACAACGAGAUAGGCAAGAAAGCUAGCGUUCUCUGCCAUCUCUGAAAACUGAUAGUAAUAAAGCCAAACCAUCCCUCUCUUUAAAACAUUCAUAUGCAUCAUGCUUGUAUCUUUUUUAUCAGAUUCAAAUUUUAAAUGAAUAAAUAGUAAGAGAACAAGGUUACCGACAGUGCUGUACAGAAGGGAAACAAACUUCAAGAGACCCCAAGCAGCUUUUUCCUGCACUUUUUCCCCAUCCUUCGCCUUUCUUAAGCUAUUCAAAGGUUUGUAGCAGAAGUUGCUGGUAGGGAUGGCAACGGCCUACCCUUUAAUAUUUACAUUUGCCUUCCAUCCAAUCCCCAAUUUAGUAAAAAAAAAAUCUGAUUCAUCUCAAUCAGAUUUUUUAUUUUAAAAAAUAAUAAUCUGACCCUGCCUCAGAACCCUCUGUUGUUUUACUAUUCUUAGUUGCUGGCUUCACCAUGGUGGAAUUGCGCCAUUAAUUGUGGUACUGUUACUGUACACCUGAUAUGGACCGUAUUUUAACAAGAUACCCUCCCCACUUUUAUGAAAAUAGGUAAUAUAAACGACGAAUUUAUGUGAUUAGAUUGGCAGUAACAAAUAUCAACCACAAUACCUUGUAGAUAAAAGAGGAUAAGUGUACAGAUUGGCAGUCAUCGACUUUGUGGGUUUCCACUUUCCAGCAUUUACAAAGGGGCAUGAAGUUCUGGCUAUGAAAGAUAGGAUGGUGUCAUUCCAGGGUCAGGUGGGCAGAUCUGUAGAUGUGGAUGGGGAUAUUGCUGGUUUUAUUCAAAAGGUUAACUCUAAUGGGGGAAUUUAAUAGCAGGAAACUACUCAGGCAGCUCCUGCAAGUGGGAUUUGAUCCUAUCCAUCCACACAGGUUGACUCUCAAAGGAGUCCCUGGCUUGAAGCCAAAUUUGGGUUUAUUCCCUUCUCUUUUAACAGAUAAACUUUGGAAAGGUGUGGGGGGUAAAAAGAAAGCUCCGGAGGGAAAGGGGAAGACGCAUCCUUGAGAACAAAGGAAAGUGAAGGGGCAUGUUAGGAAAUUAAUAGGCAAUGGACCUGGACCUCGACUAUAAUUGUUGUGUGAAACGAAAAGCAUCUAUCUCAUUGAAAUUUAUCAUCAGUGAUCACACCACAAGCUAAAGGCCAAAGCCUACAAAAAUAAGGUACCUCGAACAGCUGGAAACCCCAGCACCAGCAACAACAACACAUCAGAAAACAGCAUCAUCCUAUUUUAUCCUCCUGCAUUUUUCAGCGCAACCUUCUCUCUCUAAGAAAAGAAAAACAGUUUUUCCAUUCUUUGUCUACAUGGGAAAAACAAACCAAAAUAUACAAAGAAAAGAAGAAAAAUGGAAAGUCCACGCAACCUCUUCAAUAUCAAAGAGACACACACCACCCAACUCUCUCUAUCUUCAAUGGCCCAGCUGGACCAAAAUUUAUGUAGAAGAAAAACAAAAAAGAAAGGAAAGAUAGAGAGAGAACGGAAAGAGGUAGAAGAUGUCUUCAAAUGUCCUCUAACCAAACCCACCUCACGAAAAACUCUCUUUCACAAAGCCAAUUAAAAACAUGUUUACCGGAAAUACCCUUCUGCAACCCCCCAAAAAAUAUCAUCUUCAUCGCUGUCUCAACUCUCAAAAGAAACAUUUUUUUCACCGAGUUAUGUGGGCUUCUUUGGGUUUUCUUUGUCUCGGUCAGAGUUUUUCACAGAGUGAACAGGAAAGCGAGAACCUUCCUGUCUCUCUCUCUCUCUCUCUCUCUCUCUAUUUUCUUGUUUAUCUUCCUCUUAUAUCUUUGUCUACGCUUAUUCUUUCCUUUUAUUAUUUCUUGCCCACGCCUCUUUCUUCUUUCUCAUCUAAUGUUCUUUCUUCCCUUUGUUUCUUUCUCUUCCUCCAUAUUUCCAUAUUUUGGCUUCUUGGGUUCUUCUCUUAAUCUCUCACCUGUGAUCUGAAACAUGAAGAAGAUGAAAGGGGUUGCGGCUGCUGCUGCAACUGUCAUGGAGUACUCUCCAUAUGCUGUGUAUGAGGACCAAAGGACGAGGUUCAAGCACCAGAGCCUUAUGCAAGACUUUGAAGACUUGCACAAAGAAACAGAGGCCAUGAGAAAGAAAUUGCAGAAGAUGAAAGAGCAAAGAUUGACCCUGUUGGCUGAAGUCCAGUUUUUGAAACGGAGGCACAAGUUCUUGUUGCAAAACCAAUCUUCAAACACCCCAGCAGAGGGAAACCUUGUUCCAUCACCGAAUAUGAUGAUUAGAAGUAAAUCAAAGAUGAAGGAUAAGAAAACAACUGGAAAGAAACAUACUUUGCGAUGCCUUGAUUUGAACCAAAAGGGAAAGAUUUACAGUGAAAACGAAACCACUUUCACUCAUCCUUCUCUGAUGUUUGACUUAAACGAGAAGCAGCAGAAAAAUUUCAGUGGAAAGGAGGAAGUUACUUUGCGAAGUUCUUUGCCGAUUCUUGAUUUAAUUCAGAAGGAAAGGCUUUACCGGGGAAAGGAGGCCACUGCCCGAAGCAUGACACCAAUUUUUGAUUUAAACCAGAUUUCGAGAGAGGAGGAAGAACUACAGGCUAAUGAUAAUCCAGUCGGGAUAGAGGAAUUCAAGAAAGGUUCAAUCAGAAUUGGAAGUGAUGAGCAGCACAAUGAUAUUAAAAUAUUAGCCUAUAGGAAUUCUAGAAAUGGCCCAAACAGAGUUGGGAAAAGAAGGAUCUCAUGGCAAGAUCAGGUGGCAUUGAGGGUUUAAGUCUCUUACUUGCGAUAGAAGUGCUCAAUUUGGAGGGGUUGGGAACUGUGAGUUUAGUUUGCCUCCCUCCACCUGUUUUAAUUGCUUUAUGUUCUUUCUUUUUUUUUUUUUUUUCCACUUUGUAAAAAAGAAAUAUAGUUGCAUCUAUGAAAUUUAUAUAGAUAAAUAUCAAAAUUGGUGGUUGGAAUCAGGUAUAUUCUCACCGAAAUGUUGUUUACUUGUAUCAUGACUCAUCAAUGCUGCUCUUGUUUGGUCGGAGUAAUCGAGAAGCAACUUGGUGCUUGCAGUUAUUUGUGGUGUGAAUGAUUGUUGGAAGAUUCAAAAUUUUGUUCCUUAGCCUAGCACAUCCUAGUUCAUAUUUGCUAAGAAAUGGAAGGUGCCGGCAGCUUCAUCUUCUUACAUGAAAUGGCUAUUUUGAGUAAGAUGAAGGUUGUCGUCACUUUCGAUCAGAAUGCAAACGCAAAUCCACAAUAUCCAAGGUUGUGGGUCCUCACCAAGCUCCUGAAGCAAAUGCAAACACAAAUUGAUGCCAAAGUGGAAGGUGAAAUUAGUUCAAAUAUUACAAAAGAUAGGAGCUUGGAUGUUAGGUAAAGCCUCGAUUCAAGCACUCUCCAGGAUCAGAUAGCGAUUCUGCAAUAGAAACCUUGGACGGGGAUGUUACAUUCUAACUUUUCUUAAGGUAAUUAAAGGCUGCCAUAGAAUCUUACUGUCAUCAGUUUCUCUAUCAAUAGGAAAAUGAAAUUUGGUUUCUGGUUGUUAGGGAAUAGUAAGAUUCGAGUAUUCUGCUAUACUCUCUUUGCCUGUAAAUUCAAGGACGUUCUAACUGUCGGUAGUUAUGGAGAAAUUUCGUAGUUGCACUUAUCACUCAAAUGUUUUGGAGACUUGUCUGUCGCAAACCAGCUGGAAAGCAUUGGUCCUCUAUGUGCGUCUUGUCUGCAGUUCCAAAGGUGCAGCAACGUCAAAUUAAUGGCUUUUUACUCUAAAUCCUUGGUAUCUAAGCAAUUAAUCAAUCUUGGGCGCACCUCAUUAAAUUUUGGAUUUCAGCUAAAAUACCAACUUCUAAUUAAAUGUCUCAGUACAAAAGAUGCAGAGAAAGAGAGAGAAGAGCAAUUUUCAUAGCUUCCAACACGUAUCUGCAGAGUAGAUUUUGUCUGCGGAUACGGUUUACAAUCAAUUUACAACACAUAGGCCGUAACUAUCUGCCUCUGGAACAUCCAUUAGCUUCUCAUUUGCUUCGUCGGCCACCACAUCCGUGACUUCCGGCAUCUGAGUACCAUCAGUUCUUGCCUGCUCAGUGACUGUAUUGGUAGUGGAUCAUUAUUUUCGUCAAGUUCCAGGAGUCGGGCAAUGUGCAUGUUCCCCUUUUUUUAUGAGUUUCCUUUACCAUCUCAUAAUACGCACCAACCGAACACAUUUGACACCAGAACUCAAAUAUAGUGGCACAAAUCAAUUGUUAGAGAUUGAUGUCAUGAGUCAUGCAAGUCUUUUUUAUUUUCUUUGUCAUCGCUGACGCUUGUAUACUCAUUUAUUUGCGGAAGGUUGCACACUUUAUAUGAUAUU
Molecule: messenger RNA, 4753 nt
Organism: Durio zibethinus
Lineage: Eukaryota; Viridiplantae; Streptophyta; Magnoliopsida; Malvales; Malvaceae
Source: RefSeq, a predicted model, not a curated record